Molecule: messenger RNA, 1503 nt
Organism: Punica granatum (pomegranate)
Lineage: Eukaryota; Viridiplantae; Streptophyta; Magnoliopsida; Myrtales; Lythraceae
Source: RefSeq, a predicted model, not a curated record
AAAGGCAGAGGCGGGGGGCGUGGUGGCGCCACGAGUCCGACCGGACAGCUUAUCCCUCUGUUCUUCAUUAUCUUCCUUCCGUUCUUCCAUCAGAAAACAGAGUCGUCCGACUUCAGCAGCAAAACGGGGCAGAGGAGCAGAGGAUGCGAAGCUUUGCGCUCUCGGAGAGCGUCCUGAGCUCACAUUUCCUCCCUAGACCUCCCCGCUCCCUCCCCUCUCAGCACCCCUUCUCCCUCGCUCCCUCCGAUGAGCAGAUUUCACGCCUCUCUUUCCGUCACUCGAGCUCCAUUUCUUCCUGGAGGAGACAGUGGUUUGACAGCACAGUGGAAGACCGGUUCAGUCGCUUUAUUCCUUCGGCUUCCCGGCUCGGUGAUGGCCCCGAGACUCAUCACAUUGAUUGCCUGAGGGAAGAUGAAUGUGGUGUAACGUAUGAGUUACCCGAGAAGACCUUGGAGAGAAAAUGGUUUGCUGCAAUAGAAAAUUUGACUUCUUCCAACCCAUCGUUCUGUGGUUUGCUGAAGUUCUCGACACUCGUCGGGUUCCUUGCUCUUCAAGGUUCUGGGCCAGCCAUUGCCAGUUCGGAUAUUGCGAGUGGCCUGCAGUCGCUUCCUUUUCUUGGGGACCUCGGUGAUAUUAGCACAGGUUUUACCUCAGCUUUCUUGCUCAUAUUUUUCUCUGAGCUAGGUGAUAAGACCUUUUUCAUCGCGGCUCUAUUAGCAGCAAGGAACUCUGCAGCUGUUGUUUUUGCCGGGACUUUUGGUGCACUUGCGGCAAUGACAGUAGUGUCUGUUGUUCUCGGGAGAACAUUUCACUAUGUUGAUGAGCUCCUUCCUUUCAGGUUCGGUGAGACUGAUUUGCCUGUUGAUGAUAUUGCUGCAGUCUGUCUCUUGGUCUAUUUUGGCAUCUCCACACUGCUCGAUGCCACCUCGAAUGAUAGUCCAAAAUCAGAGGAUGAACAAAAGGAGGCUGAGCUAGCCGUUUCCAAAUUUUCCGGAAAUGGUGCGGGAAUCUUAGCUGCUGCCAACACCGUCAUUAGCACUUUCGUAUUAGUUUUUGUCGCCGAAUGGGGCGAUAAAUCAUUCUUCUCCACAAUAGCCCUUGCUGCCGCCUCUUCACCUCUAGGAGUCAUUGGAGGAGCAUUGGCAGGGCACGGCUUAGCAACCCUCGUAAGCUUGCUUCUAACUCGACCAGGAUUUCCGCAAAACCUUUUUCCAACUUGCUGUGCUGGGGGGUUCUUUGCUAGGAACGCUCUUGUCUGAGAAGGCGAUAUCUUACAUCGGAGGAGUCCUUUUCCUGGUCUUUGCAGCCGUCACACUAGUCGAGAUAGUAAGCUAGCGAUGUUGCCAUUGAGCAUUUACUUCCAAGAGUCUCAGGAGUUCAUCGAUUCAUUUUCGUCUCCAUUGCCAUCUGUAACUAGGAUAUGACAACCUAUAUAAAGAGACCUAUAAAGACCCAGUGGGAAAUGUUUAUAGCGUUAUCCUGGUACCGGUGAUUAUUAUGCCA